Sphaerodactylus townsendi is the source of this 1290-nucleotide messenger RNA. RefSeq names its product endonuclease domain-containing 1 protein-like. Lineage: Eukaryota; Metazoa; Chordata; Lepidosauria; Squamata; Sphaerodactylidae. The transcript is spliced from 3 exons. The record is from RefSeq and is a predicted model, not a curated record. Gene Ontology annotation, molecular function: metal ion binding; hydrolase activity; nucleic acid binding. Bases 102 to 941 code for a protein of 279 amino acids.
UCUCUGGGCUGCCUCAAGGCUUCCAAGCGUGCACUGCGCCCUUUUGAGUGCAGUUCCUGCCGGGUGUGAAUCCUCAGCAGCCUUACAGACUCAGGUGAACAAUGUUGCUGCCGUUCCUCUUCCUCGUGUCUGCAUCAUUUUUCCUGCCUGGGGACAGCGAGCUGGUGUCCAGUUUUAAUAAAUGCAGUCAGUUCUUCUUCAAGAAGAAGUUCCCAAACGAUGGUCUGAAGCCAUUUAACCCAGCCAGGAUCUGCCAGAAGUACAAGAACAAGUACUUCUUUGCCACCAUGUACGACAAGACUAAGCGCAUCCCGAUAUACUCUGCUUAUGUUUACGAUCCUCAGCCAGGACAAAGAUCUGGAAAUUGGAUGAUUGAGCCUCAGCUUGCAGGAAGACGAUAUGGUCCAAACAUGGAAGAUGAGGUAUUAACAAGGAUUCCAGAGUCAGAGAUUCUAGCAAGCCAGGCCAUGUCCCGUGACUACUCGGCAGCACCUGGAUAUGUGGACAGAGGGCACUUGAACCCAGUGGCCCAUCAGCCCAACGAGGACAGCAAAGCGGCUACUUUCACCUUGACCAACAUCGUGCCGCAGUUCAACCGGUCCAACCAAAGGUCAUGGAGAGAGUACGAAACAACAACAAUGGCAGCGAAAAAGAGAGAGUUUCGCUGCACGAAAAUCUACGUGGUCACCGGAGCGGUCCCUGGGAAUACCUUCAUUUCAGGAAACCGAGUCAAUUAUCCCAGUCAUGUCUGGUCUGCUGCCUGCUGUGAGAUUACUAAAAACAGGAGGAAGUCCUGGGGCGCCAUUACAGAUAAUAACCGGAAUGUACCACCUGGCGUAAUACCUCCAGUCAGAAUUCUCACCUUGAGACAACUGGAGGCAGAACUCCAGACACUGUACAAAAAGAAGAAAGUCGAUAUUUUCGGCAAUUCUUGCUACUAGGCCGAAAGCUGCAAAUCCACUUGCCUGUCCCUGAAUGUUUUGUCAAGAGUUGACCAUUGGAUGAGGGUGGGAUGAGUGAGCCCUGGCGAAGCAACAAUAUCUCUGUCGUCUCGUGUGCCAGUUUCAGAGGGCAGCCAUUUUGAUCUGCAGUAGAACAGCUAGAUUUGAGACUUUAGAGACCAACCUGAUUUUCAGAGUAGCAGCUUUUGAGAAGAAGGGAGCUUUGAUUUUCAUAGCUACCUCUGACUCUCAACCCGCCCCCCUGAAAAUCUUGUUCUCUAAGGUGCUACUGGGCUCGAAUCUAUCGCAGCUGGCAGAUUCUACUGCUUCCAACAAACACUGAGACAAG